AUGGCGACUGUUCGCAACCGUGCUAUUGUUCAAUUUGAGGGGCUAGACACCGGGGUUGGUCGCUGGUCAUGCUCAAAAGACAUCUCGGCUUCAAAUUGUGCCCAUAUCAACUCUGCUCGACAGCUGCUUCAGCAUACUCAGGCUUCAGACCAGUCCGGAGGAGUCAGGCUUCAAUAUGAUCCAUCUCGCAUUGGCACCCCUCGUCGGACCGUCCCAGUUUCCUACCUCGCCCGACCCCCACCCAUCUGGGCUUGUCUCACGGAUGAGGAGCAAUCUAUAAACCGCUUUCACAGCCCUGAGAGAGAGCAGGACUGUCCAAAGCCCAUCCCAUUGCCAUCCAUGUCAGCCUGCACAUGUAAUCGGGGAUCUACCGCUGACGCCAACCCUUUCAUGGAAUUGAUUGAACGUGAAUGCACUGUGUACGGCCUUUCACAUGCAUGGAAAGGGACGGUUAUGGUGCAGAAGUGUGGACUUUGUCAACGUCGCAUGAUAGGCCCUGACUGUCGCGAAUUAGGCCUCUUCAACUACAACAACUCAAUCAUUGUUGCCGAAAGCCUUUUGGACGACUUUACAAGCAUGUUUAUUGGAUCGGAAACCCCGUUUGUUGCCUAUGCUGCUGCAGCUAGUCGUCGCUACGAGACCCACAGCUCGCCAAUUCCAUUCCUCUCGGAAAAGCUUUUCCGAGAGAUAUGGUUCGGCUAUGUCGUCUUGGUGGAUCUCAAUCUUCGUAUUGAUGGAAUGUGUCCCAAGUGCGGCCCAGUACCUGAAACCACUAUCUGGGAUGGUGUGACAGUAGCAUUCAGUCAACGCUACCUACAAGCUUCAUUGGAACCCCCGACAGUUUCUUCCGCGACUUCAGCAACUCGAGCCAACGUAAAGUAUAUCCAUGGCCAGCAGUGCAUCGAAGACAAGAACCUCCGCCGGCAAUUACGCCAGAUUCUUCACGGGCCAUCCCUCUUUGCCACUACAUCAUUUACAGAGUCAACGGUUACGGACGACACAUCAGAGAGCGAGUCCGAUGGGGCCGACACCGACACUGCACCAGCACCUCCAGUGGUAGGAAAGCAGAGAACCAAAGCUAAAGAAGAGGAACUCAGGCGGCUCAGGGCAAUUCCACGGGUGCUUGAAGGGUUACAAAAAAUUAACCAUGGACUAGCUGCUACAUUCAAUCGGUGGUUUGGAAUAUCAGCCAUCAGCGCCUGUCAAGAACCACCGUCGGUCUAUACUCGGUUGUUCAAACAGAUCGUCGCUGAAGAAUCAGUGCUUCAGAUGAUGAACCGCCCAGCGCUUCAUGACGUGGCCAAAUUCCUAUCUGCGACAACUACCAGCGAUGCAGCACCUGACCCCACCCAUCUUAUAUCCGUCCCAGUGUUUUACGAUGUCGCACAGUAUGAGCUGGAUCAAUUUGGUGGACUUCAACCGACUACCAGGGAGCUUUUCCAUUGGGCAUACACUCGGGGCUACCAGGUUGUCCAGACAUUACUGGAGAAAAACGGGGUGCCGAGAAAGAUUGGAAGAAGACUGGGUGUUAUUACGCGCUGCCUCAACUUCGUCACCGGCCUCGGUAUCCUAAUCUCAAAGGGGACCAAACGCGCGAUGCUGCUGGGAGCAAAGGCCAAAAAAGAGGCAUUUGUUCGAAGUUCUAUUCCCAGUAUAGUGAGCAGCGUUUGA
Molecule: messenger RNA, 1671 nt
Organism: Coprinopsis cinerea okayama7#130
Lineage: Eukaryota; Fungi; Basidiomycota; Agaricomycetes; Agaricales; Psathyrellaceae
Exons: 5
Coding region: 1-1671 (556 amino acids)
Source: RefSeq, a predicted model, not a curated record